Olea europaea var. sylvestris is the source of this 495-nucleotide messenger RNA. RefSeq names its product probable boron transporter 7. The transcript is spliced from 4 exons. Lineage: Eukaryota; Viridiplantae; Streptophyta; Magnoliopsida; Lamiales; Oleaceae. The annotation marks the transcript as partial. The record is from RefSeq and is a predicted model, not a curated record. Gene Ontology annotation, biological process: transmembrane transport; monoatomic anion transport; monoatomic ion homeostasis. Gene Ontology annotation, molecular function: solute:inorganic anion antiporter activity. Gene Ontology annotation, cellular component: plasma membrane.
AGCCAUGCUGGCGAUUUUGAACACAGAAUACCAGCCCUCUCUAAACGCUCUAUAUAUCUCUCUGUUCCUCUCUCUAAACGGUGCCAUAGAUAACUGGCAAAGAGAGAAAAUACGAAAAGAACAUACUGAGGAAAUUACAGCGUAAAAGAAAGAGAGAGAGAAAAGAGGUGCAUAAGCAAUGAAUCAAUUGAAGAGUCCAAUCAAGGGAGUCAUCAAUGAUGCCAAAGGAAGGCUGUCAUGCUACAAAAAUGACUGGCUUGAUGGAUGUAGUUCAGGUGCAAGGAUACUAGCUCCAACAGCAUACAUUUUCUUUGCUUCAGCUCUCCCAGUCAUUGCCUUCGGCGAGCAAUUGAGUAGGGAAACGGAUGGAAGCUUGAGCACUGUUGAAACUCUUGUUUCAACGGCUCUCUGUGGAGUGAUCCAUUCAAUUUUUGGGGGACAGCCAAUGUUGAUUCUGGGAGUUGCAGAACCAACAAUUAUAAUGUACACAUACUU